AUGUUUUCAAAUUCUUGAGCAGUGCAGGCUUGGCAAGUUUCCAUCAGUUUGUAAAGGCGAAGAAGCUGGUGAAGCUAUUUACAAACAGUCGAAGACAUGGACAACCGGCCGUGCAUGGUCAAUGCAAACUCUGUUGUACCAGGAAUGAGCACAGUGGACCGUGCGAGGAGAAGUGUUUCCACCUUCCCCACAGCACUUGUCCAAGCAUUUGUUGCGCAAGAAACCCCUUCUAUACAGAUGGGGAUUAAUGCUCCGUAUGAGAUUGGUGGAUCCUCAACACAGCCCUUCGCAGGUGAGGUAACACAACAAGCAAGCGAGUUAAUGCACAUGGGCGUCCAGGAGCAGCUCGAUGUUGCGACUCGCGUUCCCGGCAUGGCGAUUCCGAUAACAUCCGUCAACCCCUCCCACAACAACGGGCAACUUUUUGCAGCGGAGCCUACAUCGAGAGCGUGGUUGGCAGCGAAACGACCACGAGAGGUCUUUGAGGAGGGCGGGUUGGAGCACAUAUUAUGGAAUUUGGAUGAGGAUGGACUAUCUGGCGAGGACAUAGAGGAAUCGAGCGGGGAAUUCGACGAUGUCAAACCCGUGACAGGUGCCCCUCUCCCCCGGGUUCUAUACGAGCUCAGUGUUGUUCGCGUUGCGCAAGAGUUUCCAAACAUCACAGAUUUUCGGAAGGUCGUGGCCGAUGAUGCGGUGAAGAAGAAGUAUGAGUUUCGGAUUGUGAAGUCCGAUCCAACAAGGUACACAGUGAAAUGCAAGGCGAAGGUUGUGGGUGGUGGUUGCACGCUUCAGCGGUGCAUGGUGGACUGAUGUUUAGGAUCAAAUCAAUUGUCGCACACUGC
Molecule: messenger RNA, 842 nt
Organism: Chara braunii
Lineage: Eukaryota; Viridiplantae; Streptophyta; Charophyceae; Charales; Characeae
Source: the annotation of a GenBank genome assembly